This is a messenger RNA of Ceratotherium simum simum (southern white rhinoceros), 2930 nucleotides long. It is a transcript of the gene ZNF432, whose product is annotated as zinc finger protein 432. The record is from RefSeq and is a predicted model, not a curated record. Gene Ontology annotation, molecular function: RNA polymerase II cis-regulatory region sequence-specific DNA binding; DNA-binding transcription factor activity, RNA polymerase II-specific. Gene Ontology annotation, biological process: regulation of DNA-templated transcription. Lineage: Eukaryota; Metazoa; Chordata; Mammalia; Perissodactyla; Rhinocerotidae.
ACCCUGUCAUUCAAGGAUGUGGCUGUGGACUUCACCUGGGAGGAGUGGCAGCUCCUGGCCCCUGCUCAGAAGGACCUGUACCGGCACGUGAUGUUGGAGAACUACAGCAAUCUGGUGUCACUGGGGUAUCAAGCCAGCAAACCAGAUGCACUCUCCAGGUUGGAACGAGGGGAAGAACCGUGGACAAUAGAAGAUGAAAUCCAUAGCCGAACCUGUCCAGAAACUGGCAAAGUUGAUAAUCAUCUGCAGGGUUGCUGGGAAAGUCAAAGAAUGCUGAAAGGUAUGGAACAACACCACAAAGACAAUGCAUUUGGAAAUAUUGUUCCUCAAAGCAAAAGUCAUUUUCCUGUCAGGCAAAAUCAUAGGUUCAAGUUCUAUAUAAAAACUUUGAAAUCAAAUUUAAGUUUAGUCAACCAGAGCAAAAGCUAUGAAAUGAAGAACUCUAUUAAAUUUAAUGGAGAUGGGAUCUUAUUUCUUCCUGGAAAGCAUGAAGAUUUUCAUUCUCCAGUUAAAUUCCCUGUAAGUGCAAAACCCAUUAGCAAUAAGUCCCAAGUCAUUAAGCAUCAGAGAACUCAUGAAAUACAGAAAGCUAAUGUAUGCAGUGAAUGUGGGAAAGCCUUCUUUAAGAAGUCUCAGCUCACUGAUCAUCAGAGAGUUCAUACAGGAGAGAAACCUUACGGAUGCAAUCUGUGUGCGAAAGUAUUCUCCAGAAAGUCCAGGCUCAACGAACAUCAGAGAAUUCAUAAAAGAGAGAAAUCCCUUAUAUGCAGUGAUUGUGGAAAAGUCUUCACCAUGAAGAGCCGUCUGAUUGAACACCAGCGAACUCACACUGGAGAGAAACCCUAUGUAUGCAGUGAAUGUGGAAAAGGCUUCCCAGGGAAGCGUAAUCUCAUUGUACACCAGCGAAAUCAUACUGGAGAGAAAUGCUAUGUGUGUAGUGACUGUGGAAAAGGCUUCACUGGGAAGAGCAUGCUCAUCAUACAUCAGCGAACUCAUACAGGAGAGAAACCCUACAUCUGCAGUGAAUGUGGGAAAGGCUUCACCACAAAGCACUAUGUCAUCAUACAUCAGCGAAAUCAUACAGGAGAGAAACCGUAUAUAUGCAGUGAAUGUGGGAAGGGUUUCACCAUGAAGAGUCGCCUGACUGAACAUCAGCGAACUCAUACAGGAGAGAAACCCUAUGUAUGCAGUGAAUGUGGAAAAGGCUUUCCCAGGAAGAGCAAUCUCAUUGUACAUCAGAGAAAUCAUACAGUAGACAAAUCCUACGUAUGUAGUGAAUGUGGAAAAGGCUUCACUGUGAAGAGCAUGCUCAUCAUACAUCAGCGAACUCAUACUGGAGAGAAACCCUACAUCUGCAGUGAAUGUGGGAAAGGCUUCCCCUUGAAGAGUCGGCUGGUUGUACAUCAGCGAACGCAUACUGGAGAGAAACCUUACAGAUGCAGUGAAUGUGGGAAAGGUUUCAUCGUGAAUAGUGGACUGAUGUUACAUCAGCGAACUCACACUGGAGAGAAACCCUAUAUAUGCAAGAAAUGCGGGAAAGGUUUUGCCUUUAAGAGCAAUCUUGUGGUACAUCAACGAACUCAUACUGGAGAGAAGCCCUUUAUGUGCAGUGAAUGUGGGAAAGGCUUCACCAUGAAACGCUAUCUCAUCGUACAUCAGCAAAUUCAUACAGAAGAGAAAUCCUAUAUAUGCAGUGAAUGUGGAAAAGGCUUUGCCAUGGAAAAUGAGCUCAUUUUACAUCAGCAGAUUCAUACUGGAGAGAAACCUUAUGCAUGCAAUGAAUGUGGUAAAGGCUUCACUGUGAAAAGCCGUCUAAUCGUUCAUCAGCGAACUCAUACAGGAGAGAAACCUUUUAUAUGCAGCGAAUGUGGAAAAGGCUUCUCCUCAAAGAGAAAUCUCCUUGUACAUCAGAGAACUCAUAAUGGAAACAAACCCUAACCAUGCAAUGAAUAUGGUUACACCUUCAGGAAGAAAAUACACCUUGUGUAACACCAGAGAUUUCACAGAGGAUAGACUUCCUUUAUAUGUACUGACUGUGGAAAAUCCUGUUCCUACAGUAUUGGUCUCAUUACCCAGCAGGGAAUUUACCCAGGAGACAAAUGGUAUGUAUGUAAUCAAUGUGAAAAAGACUUCAACGUGAAUUCAGCACCCAUCAAAGAACUUACUAAAGAGAGAGACCCUAUGGAUUCAGCGAUUGGAGGUAACCUUUCUCUCAUUUGUUAAGCCUUGAUAAAAAUAUGACAAUACAUAUGAGAAAUGUAUAAAUCAAGGUACAUAAUCCAUUGCAGAGAAUCUGAACUCAUUCCAUACAAGUGAACUCUUGCAGGGGACAAACCAUGAUGGUUCAGUGAACUCAUUAAACAUCAGUAUGCUCCUAGCCUACUUGAAUAUGGUCAGUGUAGAUUAGCCUGUUGCUAGAUUUUUCACCCUUGGGAAAUUAUGGAAUUUGCAUAGGAGUGAAAUUUAUUGAAUGCAGAGAAUGUGCUAGUGCCUUCAGUGAUCAAUUACCUCAUGUUGUAUGUUAAAAUUUACGUAGAGAAAAACUGAAACAUUCAAUGCAGAAAAGGCUUGAAGAAACAUUUCUAGGUAAUUAGAUGUCUGAAAAGUAUAUACUAGGAUAAAUCUUAUGAAGGGAGAGAGCAGGAAAGCCUUCUAUGGAAAUAAAGAGCCUAUCUCAUCAGUGAUCCUAAGACAUCACCAGUGAGCUCAUACACAGUAGAUGAUCAUGGGAAAGCCUUUGCCUAGAAAUAAAACCCCAAUAGUUGCCUGAUAUUCAUGCUAGAGAAACAUUUUCAGAUGGCAAUCAAUAUGCCAGGAAUUCAGUGAUACAUUCUGUCUCAUCAUUUCUCAUGAAUUCAUACAGAAAUAAAACUGUAUGAACAUACUCAAUGUGGCAUAACUUCAGCAAAAUAGCAUAGAAUUCUGAAGGA